Molecule: messenger RNA, 7855 nt
Organism: Pararge aegeria (speckled wood butterfly)
Lineage: Eukaryota; Metazoa; Arthropoda; Insecta; Lepidoptera; Nymphalidae
Gene: Usp30
Product: ubiquitin carboxyl-terminal hydrolase 30 homolog
Exons: 9
Coding region: 138-1598 (486 amino acids)
Biological process (GO): protein deubiquitination
Cellular component (GO): nucleus; cytosol
Molecular function (GO): cysteine-type deubiquitinase activity; cysteine-type endopeptidase activity
Source: RefSeq, a predicted model, not a curated record
AGAUGUCUGGAGUCGAAUUUAAUAAUUUUCCUUACAAGAAAUCUUAGACAUGGAUUAUUCUUGUUAUUCUAGUCAAAACAUUAAUUUGCAUAAGUAAAGAAAUGUGUAAGAAAUACUGAAGAGCUAAACUUAGCACUAUGGAUGGUGGUGAUAGGAUUCUAGUGGCCGCAGGGCUUACCGCGGCGGUAGUCGUUGGGGCCUUUGUGCUAUGGGGGCCUGGAGGAGCUCCAAGGGUCCGUAAGCGGCGGGGGCAGAUUGCAGGGCUCCAGAAUUUGGGCAGGACGUGUUUCCUAAAUACACUUUUACAGGCCCUAGCAGCGUGCCCUACAUUUAUUGAGUGGCUGAAGAAGUACGCAAAAGCCGAUGCCCAUAAUAGUAUGAUUACGACACUCUACACUGUUAUUGAAGUGGUAAAUGGUACGCAUGAGUCAGCUCGAGGCACCCCAGUGUGUCCCCUAGGAGUGCUACAUUCUCUCCGUGCUGCUGGGUGGGUGGUGCCUGCUGACCAGCAGGAUGCUCAUGAGCUGCUGCAUGUGCUGCUGUCCUGCAUCGAGGAGGAGACUGUUGCCAUGUCUAAAAAGCCUGGUUGCUUAUCAGACGCGCUGGGCCUAGGCGGGGCGCGCGCGUGGUCGGCCCUGGCGUCGCCCGCGUCGCCGCCCGCCGCGCCGCUGGCCGUGCGGGACGAGGGGCUCCCCCCGCGCCCCGCCCGGCCCGCCUCGGCCGCGCCUCCGGGGGAACCCGAUCUAGUCCAUUCCGACGAUCCUCCACCGGAACCAAUGCGGCUUAAAAAGGGAGUGUCGCGCUCAUUCUGCCACUUGAGCUCAGUGGGCAGGCGUUGGGCGGCUGCGCCAGCCAGGCCCCCAGCUUACCCACCCACCCGCGGUACAUUGGCGUCGCGGACUCAUUGCACCGUCUGCUCCACAAAGAGUCCCGUCCGCUACGACAAAUUCGACAGCAUCACACUAUCGAUGGCUAACGCGAGCACGGGGCUCACGGGCACGUAUAGUUUAUCCGGGCUGCUGCGCGCAUUCACGGCGCCGGAGAUGGUCAAAGGCGUGCGCUGCACCAAGUGCUGUCCCGAGGACGCCGCCGCGCCGCCGGGCGCCGAGCACGCCUACACCAAACACAUCCGCACCGUCAACUUCGGAAAGUUGCCGCGCUGCCUGGUGCUGCAGGUGGCGCGCGCGGAGUGGCGCGGCGGCGCGCCGAGCAAGCGCGGCGAGCACGUGGCCUUCCCGGAGACGCUGUGCAUGGCGCCCUACGCCGCGCAGCAGCGCCCGCAGCCGGACCUGGUGUCGCUGAUGGGGGAAGGCCGGCUCCGAAGCAGCCUGUCGGUGCUCAACGCGUCGGCCGGCAGCGCGGUGGACGACCGCGCGCUGUUCCGCCUGUCGGCCGUGGUGGUGCACGUGGGCGGGCCCAGGUCCGGCCACUUCGCCACCUACCGCCGCGGGAACGGCUUCGAGAGCAAACGCUGGUGGUACACGUCGGACACGCUGGUGCACGAGGUGUCGCUGCAAGAGGUACUGCGCUGUGCCGCCUACAUGCUGUUCUACGAGCGCCUCGUCGAGCCGCCGCCGCCCACCACCACGCACUUCUGAGCUGCUCAUGUGGCCCUGGUACCGGACUCGCCGACUCGCCCGAUCUGAGGUCGGCCUGUGCAUGGACAGACAACGCCUCCGGUCUCGCUGAGCCCGCCUCGUGUUCCGAUUGGACUACUGGAUUUUGCGAUACUGCACAUCUCUAAAACUGAAUGAUCUACGUUUGCUUAUUCAAUCGCGUGAAGGUUAACUACGAUUUAUAUAGUAUAGAACGAGCGCCAUCUAGUGGCAAUGUUGGAAAACAGUGUAGUCACUAGAUGGCGCUCUUCAUAUUGUUGUUAACUGUACGCACCUUAAUGGAUUACGUGGGUGGGUAUCUAUACCAUGUGACGGGGCCCGGCUAGGCGGACUUCGUUCCUAUCAAUAUAACAUUUGUAGGUCGUAAUCGAAGGUGUGUUUGAGACCCUGUCACUCAGAAAAAUGGAGCAUAAUCUAAAAUUCGUCUGCACUUCUACAACCAGCGCUGUUGGCGUAACUUUUGCUAAUUAAACGUACACAGAAUUUGCUACUUUAAUGCUAACAACAAUAGGUCUAUUUUCCUUUGAUGUGAUAUUUCAAUUUUCGAAAACGAUUCCUAUGGUUGCAAGCAUGCGCAUCUCAGUCGAGUUCGUAGAAUUUUUUAUAAGACUUGGGUUAUGGGUUAUAAUUAUCUGAUGAAAACGUUAAUGUUAAAUAAUAGCCUAAUAACGUCCCACUAUUGGGCACAGGCCUCCUCACUCUUAGGGUCCUAGAGCAAAGACUACCAUGCUACUCCGUUGACGGGCUUAAACGAUUAUUAUCAUUUAUUAGACUGACGGUUAAACGUGCUCUCCGAAGUGCACAUCAAUUACCUAUCUUCAAGUGGGUACUGACAUUAUCUUCACAGAUUAACGAUCAACGAGGCAGUUAAACAAGAUGGCAAAGCUGGAUUGCCAAAUUCCCGAUCCAGGAAUCGACCCCAGACCGCCUAGAGUUUGUUUAAUAUUAUAAAUAUAUUUGUAUAUUUCGAGUUUCCUCACUCGACUGAUUUUAAAUAUCUGUUAUUUACCUCUGUAUAGAUAACUUUGUGUUAAACAUUAGCUUAGUAACUAUGAGUAUAUAUUGUGUAUUUAAUAUUCAAAUAUGACUGAAUAUGGUUGUUUAACAAAAUUAAAAUUGUUUAUUAAUAAUAAUGGUGCCGAAUCGGUAUCUAGGCCUACUUGAAAUAUACAUGGCUUGAAUACCAUGUACAUAUAUUUCAACUAGGCCUGCCUGACAGGCUGUUCUGAACUGCCUAGUCUGCCGGUUUGUCUUUUGAGAAGGUCAAUAAAAAUCCUUAACUUAAUUAACAGUUCUAUCGUCAUUGUGCCGUCAAUUUUAUAGUGUUCUCUGUUGAAAAGGAUGGCCCAACCUUUCAACCGAUUUCAAGCAGUGUUAUCUAUUUGACGUGAUUUAAGCGUGCUCCACAUUUCCGGCCCACUACUGGGCGCCACGCUGAUCAAGUGAGUAGACACACGCCUUUGAGAAAUGGAGAACUCUCAGGCAUGCAGGUUUUCUCACGAUGUUUUCCUGCACCGUUAAAGAAAAUGGUAUUUUAAAUUACUGAAAUUAAAAAUGUUCAUCGAACGUACUCCAAAAAGUUGAGGUGUGUGAUUUCGGUUAACCCGAAAACGAUGCCGAAUCUCUAAACCACUCUGUCUAUUUGACAAACUUGGGAUUGUAGAAGGAGUAUUCGUCUAUAUUUGUGUAAUCUGGUGAAUAUUCUCCUAUCCAUUCCAUGUCGGUACAUCAGUGUUCUCGGGUAGUUUUGCCAAGUUUUGUGUAUAAGCGAAACUUAUCUCUCCGGAUCCCAGCUGUCUCUCGCCUAGAUAUACAUUAUAAAAUAAAAUAACACCUUGAUACGUACAGCAUCCACAAAAACGUCUUCUAAUCACUGUUCUUUAAUGGAUCACUAAAUAAUAAUAAAAUGUUGCGGCGGCAAGUAUUCUUGUUAAAUACGAGCAUCUGUUUUCAACUCAGCUAACCGGGAAUGUAGAAGGCGCUCUAGUGUGUUCUCGCCAUUUUUCUUUCGUCGACAGAAGUUUUAUCUCUCCGCAAACUCCGGGAAUAUACAACAGGCUUUAGUUUUGGCGGUGUUACUAAGUUUGUCUGUCAAAUUUGAAAAAAAAAAUUGGUUGCAAUCUUUUUAAUCUCAUUCUAGAGCUGUCAAUUAAGUUAUGCAAUUAUACUCAAUCGAAUUACAUCUAUUAUGAAAUGAAAAAUUGAUAUAUAUUAUAAAAAUAAAGUAUGUAGCUACGAGUAAUUUUAUUAGUCAGACAUUUUUGAUAUUAUUUUUUACAUUUUAGAUAAUAUUAGUUUUACCGGUGACUGAAACUAUCCUUUUGUGUGAAUAGCAAGCCAUACCUUUUAAUUAGGCUACUUUGACAUAACGUUACCCUAUUCAAAUGAUCUGUAAAUGCCAAAGUGAUAGUAGAUUGGUCAACAUGGGGUAAUGCAAUGUGACGAGGGAUUGUAGAGUAACAUAUAGCAUAAUAAGGGUGUUGCAUUUAGGAUUUAUUUAGUGGCGCCCCCAAAAUACCAAUCGUUCGUUCGAACUACUCAUAAUAUUCCUACAACUUGUGGAUUAUAGAGAUACGAUAACUUUUUAUUACUUUAUUGAACUUACACUCGCUACACUCUUCAAGGUUUUGGUAAAACUAUUUAUUGCUAUGAUAUUAUCCCAUAGACACGAUUGCUGUUUCCAACGCGUUGAGAUGUCAUUUCUGCUCGCUCGUUUCCCUUUUUGUAAGCUAGUUCUCUAUCUUAUACGUGAGUUACUAGCAUUUCCUUUGAUAUUAUCAAAUGAGGUGUCUUCGUUUGGUGCUUAUGAUGUCACAUGUGAGUAGUUAUUGCAAUUUCUAUGAAAGCCUUGUGGACUAACUAUGUUAUGUAAUUGUUUUAAUUAACAUAGAUAACUCUUAAAACAUCUACUCGUAUUUUCCUAUUGCAUUUUGGAAACGCUAGACACAUAUCUCUCGACAAAAUUUUCUAUAAACAUUUUUCAUCUUAAAUUAAGCUAUUUUGCUUAGUUAAUUAGCAGACAUAGACUAAAGAAGAAAGAUGGAAGGAGAAUUUGCCAACACGCCAAUCAUAAAAGUUUUGACCAAUGUGCAAUGCUGUUCGUUAGUAUUUUUACGCGUUGGCUACGCGUUAUACUUUGACCCAAGUCGCACUUUAGCACUUUCGCAGCUGAUCUCUUUUGUAUUUCUAUAAAGCUGUCCUUGAAUCGUGUGUUACCCUUUUAAAAAGGUGGCUGGCGGAACCUUAACAAAUCUUUAAGGCUCUUACGAAUAAUUAAUAAUAAUAAUUAUUAUUUAUAUGAUUCUUUAAUUAAGGCCCUAGGAAUACCUGUUAUCUGAAAAUUAUGCAUUGCCUAGUUAUAUUAACGAAUAAUAUAUCCGUAUAUAAAUUGAAAUCUGUGCUAUGGGCAUGUGACUGCUCGACCAUUUUGUGUAAAGCUAGUCCUAUUCCAGUCUAUAUUUUUUCUUUAGUCUAUGAAUGUUAUUACUAAAUUGAUUCCUACAUGCUUUGGGACCGGUACCGUAUGGCUGCUACCCUAACCUUUACCCCUGUCCACAAGAAUUUUUCUUAAAAUGUGAAAUGAAUGUAGGCAGAUUUUUAAAAGGUGUUCAACUUUUUAAUACGUUAAAAAAAAAUCUCGAAGAAUUACCAUUAUUAUAUGUAUCAUCAGCGGUUAGGGUAGCUGACCUAAGGCAAACCAUCCAAAAAUUUACCCAGUUCAAAUUUACUGAUAAAUUUAUAAACAUUUUUCUCCGUUCUACAUGUCUUAAAACAUUGACGUCCCGGAUUCUAGUUUUUGCUAGAUUAGAAAAUAACUUAUUAUGGUACUAACUUAUUUUUGAUUGUGUAUUUGCUUACCUACAGUUUUCUACAAAUAUAUAAACUUGUUAUUAUUCAAGGCAUGUUUUAAUACUUAUGGUAACUUUUCUAUAAUGUUCCUUCACCAAAGUUAAUAAAGCUGUAUGAAGUCUUCGCUGCGCGAGGCGCGAUGUACUAGAAGUUUUCUAGUGGAUUUUCCUCAAAUCUUAAACACAUGUAAAGUCAACUUACAUGACGUGAUCUUUGUAUACCAGUAAAAUCUGGAAGACUAUAGUUAACUAUUUUGAUUAACUAAAUUGACAGGACUUAAACCAUUUCGAUCUCUUUCUUAUCAUUAUUUACAGAAAAAAAUGCCAAUAUUUUUAGACCAAUCAAAGUUAUGUUUUGGGUACCUACAAAGUCGGUGCCAUUGUCUGAUCAAAUUCGGUUUGGAAACUCUUGUUAUUUAAGAAUGAAAUAAAAAUAUUUAUAAGUUGCCAUAAAAGAGGCUGUUUCUACUUAAUGCAUUAUAAUAAUAAUUGUGAUUCAGAUAGGUAAUAUUACGUCUGCUUAUUAGAUAGGAUGUAGAAUAUUGAAUUAUAUCGAUCGUUAUUUCAAUUUAGGUCAGUAUUUUUAAAAUGCUCACUUUUUGCCCUUUAGAGCACUUUUUUAGAUUUAUGCCUUUAAAAUAUGACCUAACCACACACGAGAAAAGAGUGAAAGUACUUAAACACACGUAUCACAUCACAUACAUAUUUCGCUUAUCAAUCUGUGUAUCUAUUUGUGUUGUAAAAUAACCCAAUAUCUGUUAUCCGGUUGAUCGCAUGUUGUCCUAAUUCAUCACUAAAGUAAAAGUUAGUGCCACGUUUUUAACAAUGUUCCUUUCGAAAAAGGACGAUACAACUAUUUAGACAUUUUAAGACGUGCGAUCAGCCAUACGAUGUAUGAAAUAUGAAAAAAUAUUGUCUAAAUGCUUUAUACAUAUAUAUAUUGUUUAUUUGUCUGUCACAAUAAAAAUUAAAUUUGUAGCAUUUCAGAUUUGAUAUCUUAGAGUGGAAUGACUGAAAAUGUAUUUAGCUUUAACAAUAUAAUUCUAUAAUGUGUUCUUGUUUUGUGAUUUAAAAUUUGUUGCAUUUACAUAAUAAUAAAAAGUUUUCGUUAUUUAUAGUAAAUAUUAAUUUUGCAAAGUAGUUCCACGAGUUUCCUGGUCACGGUACAAGUUCUUGUUAUUACUUGUACUUACUUUGGGUUCAACAAGCCAGUCACAUGAGUGGUUCUGAAAAAAAAAUCAGAAAUUCAUUUGUGUAACCUGAAAAUGUUAUUUAUGCAUUUUUUUUCAGCAAGUAUAAAAAGGUGUAUAAUUCUGUCCACCUGUACGCUGCCACUCAAAGGGUAAAGAGGGCUUUGAAACCUGUGUUUGCAAUCAUUUUUACAAUUAAUUUCGUCCCAUAUAUUAAGUACCUAUCUAGUUUUGUACCUACACUUUUGUUUUAAUGUUUUUUUUUCUAUAGCAUAUUGUUUUAUUCGUUUAGAUACUUCAUUUAAAUUGUAGGCGGCUUAUGUUUUAGAUAUUGACGACUCAAUUGUGUUAUGUUACUAAUAUAGUAUUCCAGGGCCACGACUAUGUGAUAAGUAACGUUGUACCCAUAUAGCCGGCUGAGCUAAGACUGAGUGCCAAAUGUGAGUUUCUGUACGUUUGCUUAUUCGAUCGCGCGAAAGUUAUAUGGUAUCGAAAGAGCGCCAUCUAGUGACGAAUAAGUAAACGUAGGUAGAAAAUCUCACACUCAGCACUGUGAUUAUGUCUUGUUAGGUUAGUCAACCAGUUGAUUCUUGAUAAAACUCUUUAAAAUAUGAGAAAUGGCCAGAUUCGGAAUGUCGAUGCUGUCUAGAAAAAUUUAUCAAAGUAUAUUAUAACCUUAACCUUGGCACAUAAAAACAUGUAAUUGUUGUGAAAAAAUUAAGAUGAAGUGAAGAUAGUAUUUCGAUUUUAAAAAAAACAAGAAUUAUUAAUAUUUAAGGAAUUAAGAAAAUCGAUCCGUAAAGAAUUGGUUGAUGUUUUCAGUUCGAAACGCCCCGCCCCUCGCUCGGUAUUCUCCACGCAGCCGUUAUCGUUUGUGGGCAACGCCGCUUAAAACAGUAUUAUAUCACACGAAAUUAUUUUUUUAUACUAUUCAGUGGAGGAAACAUACUUGACGUUUUAAAAAGUGAUGACAUAAACAUCAUUUUAUAAUUUUUGAAAAAGUCAAGUUUUCUCCGCGGAUACCCAUUGCCCUGGGGUAUAACUAUAGCAUAUCAUGAAGUGGCAUAGUAUUGUUUGAUUUCGUUCCUAGUAUAUGUGAGAUUGAGACUUGAUCUUCCCUGGAACUGCUGUGUCAAUGUAGAUAGGAUGUCCUGUUUGAUCUAAUUAUAUUAUAAAUGAUAAAUAAAGUAAUAAUAUUAAA